This is a messenger RNA of Seriola dumerili (greater amberjack), 2545 nucleotides long. RefSeq names its product nuclear factor interleukin-3-regulated protein-like (gene nfil3-6). Gene Ontology annotation, biological process: circadian rhythm; regulation of DNA-templated transcription. Gene Ontology annotation, cellular component: nucleus. Bases 389 to 1630 code for a protein of 413 amino acids. The record is from RefSeq and is a predicted model, not a curated record. Gene Ontology annotation, molecular function: DNA binding; DNA-binding transcription factor activity. Lineage: Eukaryota; Metazoa; Chordata; Actinopteri; Carangiformes; Carangidae. The transcript has 2 exons.
GGGCCCCGCUGGUUCAAGUGAGGAUAGGGACCGUCCUGAGCUGAACUCAACGUUACAAAUAGGAGCUGCGGCAUUCCAAGUGGAGCAGAGUGGAGGUGCGCCACACCGAUGAUAAUAUUAAGUAACAGCGCCGAGUGGAUCUGCGGCAUUAAACCAGAGAGGGAGACAGAGGAGAGCGCUUCUUCCUGCACCGGACCACAAGACGCUUGGAGACGCGGAUGAGUCAUGCGCACCGGCGGAGAAAACUGAUCAUUAUUCAGAGGUGGCACUGUUGCUGCAUCAACUCCUCCCGGAGAUCCUGAGAGUCUAGCCAGCACACGGCACCACACAGCGGUCCUCUCCACUCUCAGCAGUCAGGAGCGGCUCAUUCAAACCCCUGACAGGCGUGAUGUUUGAGGAAGAGUCCCAGCAGAUGAGGGGGCAGCAGGAGGUGGCUGUGCUCCAGCCACUGGAGUCACCUGCAGCAGUGACUCCAGGUGGAGGCGGAGGUGGAGGAGGAGGAGGAGCAGGACCUCUGUCCUUCACAGAUGAAGCUGUGUCUAUCCUCACCUCCAGCAGCCUGUUGGCACGCUCGCUCCUGGGUCGCACAUCUGCCAUCAAACGCAAAGAGAGUCCGGCUUCCAGCCUCCGACGCAAGCGUGAGUUCAUCCCGCAUGACAAAAAGGAUGAGGGCUACUGGGACAAGAGGAGGAAGAACAACGAGGCGGCAAAGCGCUCGCGGGAAAAGCGGCGUGUGAACGAUAUGGUCCUGGAGAGUCGUGUUCUGGCUCUGCUGGAAGAAAACGCUCGCCUCAGAGCAGAGCUCCUGGCUCUGAAGUUCCGCUUUGGCCUGGUGAAAGACCCCUCCAAUGCUCCUAUCUUACCCCUCACUACAGCUCCUCAGCACAACGCUCAAACCUUGACUCCUCACUAUUAUCUCCACAGUGGUGACGGAGGCCUCCCCAGCUCCUCAGCCUCCCAUCCCAACAACCAGACAGGCCAGUUGAGCAGUCGGGGCUCCAGGGAUGCUGGUAAUAUGUCUGAGGACUCUGGAUUCUCUACACCAGGUGGGUCCAGCGUGGGCAGCCCAGUCUUUUUUGAAGACCGGCUGAGCGAUCAUGGGAAAUUAUCACCGCACAGGGCAGAGGAGCUGAGCUAUGACCUCCACCACUCCCCUGCCGAGGUCCACCACAUUGCAGAACUCACCGGAGGGAAGCUGGACCAUGCCGAGGCGAUGAAAAACCUGCCUCACAAACUUCGUUUCAAGACGCCAGGAGGCGGCGAUGGGGCUGAUGCUGCCGGGGACAACAGCAGCGCCAGACGCAGCCCCACGCUACCCACACUGGGACGAGAAGGUCCGAGAGAGACCGUCAACAAGGGACUAAGUGGAGGCGAAACGAGGGCAGGGUACUGCGCCGGCCCCUGGCUCCAGCAGCUGGAGGGGGACGAUGGCAGAAGGGGGAGACAGUCCCCUCAAUACAACGCCUCCUCUGCCAGCUACAGCCUCCAUCCUCCUCCCACGCAAGGACAAACUGAAGUCCAGUAUCAACAUGAGAACACUUACCUGAAGUCUCAGCUCAACUCUCUCAGCGAGGAAGUGGCUCAGCUGAAGAAGCUUUUCACAGAACAGCUCAUGGCCAAAGUCAACUGAGGACCAGUGCUGUGAGUCAGUCGGUGUUUGCCAACGUCUAGACUUUUAAGGACGAAACAAAGUUUUACUGUAAGUGAGCCUAUUGAAAUUCAGCACAGAAUCAGGAGUGUUGGACCACGCAGAUAUUCACAAGGACUGAUCAAACUCAACUUUCAAGUCUGACAAUGUGUUGUUUUUUUUCUUUCAUAUACUGUAUUAUAUUGUAAUAAAUGUCUAUAAACAUUCAUCUCAUAACCUGCUGUCUAAAAACUACUUAAUCUCAGCUCCGAUCAGUGUUGCUCAGGCAGUUUUACCUGUAACAGUGUUAAGUGUGUUAUAGUUUUUCGAUUCCAUACACUGUGACGACUAAAAAGACGACAUAAAACUGUUUACAUCACAUCAUCACAAUGCAAGUUUAACUAAAAUAGCCUCACUCCAUUCAGAAACACGUGGCGGUGGUUUGGGAAAGCUCCGUUAAAUCCAGCUGGAAAUCAACCAGCAGGUUGUUUAGACACCAGCGUGGACGACGUAUUUGCAGUUUUGUAAUUAGAGUGGUGAGACUCUUAACUGCUGACAGAGGUCUGUUAAACCCCUGUACACACACACACACACACAUACAGAGACGGAAAGUAAAUACACAGAAAUUAAAUCAGUAGCUCUCGAAACCACCAUUAGUCUUGAGGGAUAGAAGGAAAGGCUUGUUAGAGUUGUUUACCGUCGCUAGUUAUGUGCAAAACUGCAUCGUGUCAUGUCUGAUUUUUAUUUUCAGGAGCACACACUGUAACACGUACUGUUUUGGUGUUUCACAUCCUCUUGUUAGUCUCUGCUCACGCUCAUGUUUGAACAUAUUUUAUAACUGUUAUCUGUACUGAGGUGAUGACGAAAGUUAAACGUCUGCUGUGUCUCUGUACGUUUUCAUAUUAAAAAUAAACAAAU